Aspergillus ruber CBS 135680 is the source of this 2706-nucleotide messenger RNA. Its product is annotated as ATP-binding cassette family ATPase ARB1. Gene Ontology annotation, molecular function: ATP binding; ATP hydrolysis activity. The coding region runs from base 382 to 2211 and encodes 609 amino acids. Lineage: Eukaryota; Fungi; Ascomycota; Eurotiomycetes; Eurotiales; Aspergillaceae. The transcript is spliced from 2 exons. The record is from RefSeq and is a predicted model, not a curated record.
GUCGAAGGCGGUGAUUGACCUGGACCAAUGAACAGGCAGUAUAUGCCCACUGAAGGAUUUUCAUCUCGGAUCUCUCAAAGACACUUGAAUUCUCUUCUCAUCUUCUCAUCUUCUCAUCUUCUCAUCACCUUCUCAUCUCUUAACUAUUUCUUGUGUCUCUUUCCUAUAUCUAGUGGAAAGAAAGAAGUGCUUUUUCUGUGGCGCUUACUAUUCCAGCCAUCUCUAGUUAUCGAUAAGGGCUUCCACCACUCCCCCACCGGAUUAAAAGCCUUUUCUUGGUCGCCCCCUCUGGCCCCGCCUUAAGACUUUUCCCUCCUUCUCCUUCCUACCGAUUUAGUCUACACACCCCUUCCCCUAAUACACCCUCAUAUUCCGCCCAAUAUGGUCUCUGCUUCCAAGGCUGCCCGUCUCGCCAAGCGUGGUGAUGAGAAGAAGAGCAAGUCCACCAAGAAGGGCGAGACCCUCGACGCUGACGUCGCCGACGAGCAACCCGCCACCACCGGCGAGAAGAUGAAGGAUGUUGAGAAGCUCACAUCUCAGAUGGACAAGCACGGUCUCUCGGACCGUGUCACUACUGGUGUCCUCGCCUCGCAGGAAUCCUCCCGCGACGUUAAGAUCACUUCCGCCUCUUUGGUGUUCCAUGGAAAGGUCCUCUUCAACGACUCGACUCUCGAACUGAAUUACGGUCGUCGCUACGGUCUCUUGGGUGAGAACGGUUGCGGAAAGUCCACUCUGCUCAAGGCUAUUGCCUCACGGGAAUUCCCCAUCCCUGAGCACAUCGAUGUCUAUCUUCUGAACGAGGGUGCUCCCCCUACCGAACUCGGUGCUCUGGAGUGGGUUGUUACACAGGCAGAGGAGCAGAUGGCGAGAAUGGAGCAGAAGGCCGAAGAACUCCUUGAGUCUCACGGUCCUGACAGCCCCGUUCUCAUGGACCUGUAUGACGAAAUCGACAAAAUGGACCCGUCCACCUUCCACACCCGUGCCUCCCUGAUUCUCACAGGUCUUGGUUUCAACAAGUCCACUAUCAACAAGAAGACCAAGGACAUGUCUGGUGGUUGGCGUAUGCGUGUGGCCCUUGGAAAGGCCCUCUUCGUCAAGCCCUCGCUGCUGCUUCUGGACGACCCCACCGCUCAUUUGGAUCUUGAAGCCUGUGUGUGGUUGGAAGAAUACAUGAAGAAAUGGGACCGUACCCUGGUUCUCGUCUCUCACUCUAUGGACUUCCUGAACGGUGUCUGCACCAACAUGCUUGAUAUGCGUAUGAAGCAGCUCCUCUACUAUGGUGGUAACUACGACUCGUACCACAAGACCCGCUCCGAACAGGAGACCAACCAGAUGAAGGCCUACGCCAAGCAGCAGGAAGAAAUUGCUCACAUCAAGAAGUUCAUUGCUUCGGCUGGUACAUAUGCCAACUUGGUCCGUCAGGCCAAGUCGCGCCAGAAGAUUCUGGACAAGAUGGAAGCCGAUGGUUUCAUCCAGCCCGUUAUCCCCGACCGUACCUUCUCGUUCCGUUUCGCAGAUGUCGAGAAGCUCCCUCCCCCUGUUUUGUCGUUUGACGAUGUUAGCUUCUCCUACUCUGGCAAGUGGGACGAAACCCUCUACCGCAACCUCGACUUUGGUGUGGACAUGGACUCGCGUACUGCCCUUGUCGGUCCCAACGGUGUUGGCAAGUCGACUCUCCUCCGUCUGAUGACCGGCAAGCUGAGCCCCAUCGGUGGUCGUGUUUCCCGCCACACCCACUUGAAGCUGGGCAUGUACUCCCAGCACUCCGCUGAGCAGCUCGACUUGACCAAGUCCGCCCUCGAGUUCGUCCGUGACAGAUUCCCCGAGAAGAGCCAGGACUACCAGUACUGGCGUCAGCAGCUGGGCCGCUACGGUCUCUCCGGUGAGUCGCAGAUGGCCCUCAUGGGUACUCUGUCGGAGGGUCAGAAGAGCCGUAUUGUGUUCGCUCUGCUUGCCAUUGAGUCGCCCAACAUGAUUCUGCUGGACGAGCCUACAAACGGUCUUGAUAUCCCCACCAUUGACAGUUUGGCCGAUGCCAUCAAUGCCUUCAGCGGUGGUGUUGUUGUCGUGUCUCACGACUUCCGUCUGCUUGACAAGAUUGCCAAGGACAUCAUGGUCUGCGAAAACCAGACCGUUACCCGAUGGGACGGAUCCAUUGGACAGUACAAGGACCACCUCCGUAAGAAGAUGCUUCAGGCCGGCGCUGUCUAGAGUGGUUUUGUUUAUGUUUCUUGCAUGUAAUGAUUGGAUGUUUGAGAUGACCAUGGAAAUAAAUUAAGGCAAAAGUUUUCUGGAUUAUCUCGCAGGGUCACAUCAUAUUGAUAUCAGUGGUUGGCUGCGUGUUUUUCUUUUCUUAUACAUGUCUAGAUGGGCCCCAUUAGUAGAGCUGAGCCCCGGGGUUUCGGACGUUUGUUGGUGCUUUCAUAUAGACUUCAAUGCGAUGAUACUACAUUCGAACACGUAUUCAUUUCAUAUCAGGUGUACAUCGAGACUAAACAUUCAUAAUCGAGUUAAGCCCACUUGAGAACCCAACUCCUCUCAAAAGCGCCUUCUUCUGUCAACUGUUGUAGUCCAGUAAUGCUAAGUACCUUCGAGGUAGCAUUAUACUUAAUCGCUUCCUCAUCAACCACCUUCCCAUUAAACACAACGUCCUUCGGCUCCUUCACACCAAGAACAGUGACAUUCGCCAGCGGAUUCUUCUCCUCC